AGUUUCACCUAAGCUGGUCACAUAUAAGUUAGAUCUAUUUGUAUUUUAGACAUUUGUGAAACAACCAAAUAUUUAUUUGAAAAUGAAGGAUUUUAUACAAAAUUAUGGAUUGUUUCUUCUAUUAUUAGUGUUUGGUUGCAUUUUUAUUACGAGAGCUGAGGAUAAUGCAGAAACCGAAGAUGGAAAUUGUCGAUUUGGACAUUGGAAGUGCUUGAAAACUGGAAAAUGCAUUCCACUUAGCUGGAAAUGUGAUUCAGACCCAGAUUGUGGCGAUGGUGACGAAUCUGAUGAACAAAGUUGUCCUCCUAAGACAUGUGCUGAAGAAGAAUUUAGUUGUUCUAAAAAUUCCACUGGCAGAUGUAUCCCUAACCGAUGGAAAUGUGAUAAUGACCCUGACUGUGAUGAAGGAGAAGAUGAAGAUAAGUUACUCUGUGAGAAAAGAAAUAGCACAGAGAUUUGUCCACAUAACGAGUUCUCCUGUGGGGAUGGCAACUGUGUAAGCAAUGAGUGGAGGUGUGAUGGUGUUGAAGAUUGCGAAAAUGGAGCUGAUGAACAGAACUGCACUAAAACUUGUGAUGAACAAAUGUUUAUGUGUCAAGAUGGCCGAUGCAUUUCAAGUUCAUGGCAUUGUGAUGGUGAUCAUGAUUGUUUAGACAUGUCAGAUGAGGAAAAUUGUGGAGAGAAAGUAUGCACAAGUGAUGAAUUCAAAUGUGAUGAUAAAUCAAGAUGUAUUGAUAUCAAAUGGAAAUGUGAUGGUGACUUUGAUUGUGGUGAUCACACAGAUGAAACUAGCAAUUGUACACACAGUCACACUCACUCAGAAGAACCAGAAGUCUGCAAUCCAACAUCAGAAUUCAAGUGUCUCACAUCUGGGGAAUGUAUACACAAGUCAUGGCAGUGUGAUGGUGAUCCGGACUGUACUGAUAGCUCUGAUGAAGGCAAAAAUUGUAAUUACACAUGCAGAGAUGAUCAGUUUAUGUGUGAAAACCAUGUUUGCAUAUCAAAUAGCUUGAAAUGUGAUGGGAAUGAGGACUGCUUAGAAGGAUCUGAUGAAAAAGAAUGUACGAGAACAUGUGAUGAAAUAGAUGAAUUUGAUUGUAAUGGAGAUGGCUCAUUCUGUAUUCCGGAGCAUAAAGUUUGUGAUGGUAAAAAUGACUGUCAGCGUAGAGAAGAUGAGGACCCUUUUCUUUGUCAUACCAAAGAGGAUUUACCUGAACGAAACCCAUGCCUGAAUCAUAAUUGCACUCAUGACUCGCAUUGUGUUAGAAAAGCAUUUCACAAUAACACAUUUCAAGCUAUAUGUGAAUGUGAUAGUGGAUAUAGAUGGGUGGAAGAUGAGCAGUUAUGUAAAGACAUUGAUGAAUGUGAAGAGCCGGGUCUUUGUUCUCAGAUUUGCAUCAACACUCGUGGUGGAUAUAAAUGUGAUUGUAAUCCUGGCUACACUCUUCAGAGGCACUACUUCUGUCGGGCCGAUGGUGAACAAGCGUGGUUGUACUAUGCAAACCGUAGGGAUAUCCGUAGAUUGAGAACAGACUCUAGAUACAUGGAGAUAAUUGUAGAAGAAACAACUAACAGCAUUGCUUUAGAUAUUGAUUAUGAAGAUGGCCUGAUGUUCUGGACAGAUGGUGGAACUGAAAAAAUAAUGAGAGCUAAGGUUGGUGGUGAUGCAGUACUUGCUAAUGAUAUCCAGGCAGUGAUAAGUAAUAUAAAAGGAGAUCCCUUUUCCACUGAUGGUAUAGCUGUAGAUUGGCUUAACAAGAAUUUCUACUGGACAGACACUGGAUCUAAUACCAUCAGCGUUGCAACUUAUGCUGGUGACAAAUCUAAGACAUUGAUUUCUGAAGAUCUUGAUGAUCCAAGAGCUAUAUGUGUGGAUCCAGAAAAUGGAUAUAUGUACUGGACAGAUUGGGGACAUGAACCCAAGAUUGAGAGAUGUGGUAUGAAUGGUGAAAACAGGAAAACUAUUGUCGAAGGUGGUGAUGACUUACAGUGGCCAAACGGUCUUACUAUUGAUUACAUCGGGAAGCGUAUAUAUUGGAUUGAUUCAAAACUUCACAAGAUUGGAACUGCUAACAUGGAUGGAAGUGACCAGCGCCAUGUUCUAGUGGACUCUUCUGAGAUUAGACGACCAUUCUCCAUCUCUGUGUUUGAAGAUUCUCUGUACUGGACAGACUGGCAUACUAACUCCAUCCGUUCUAUCCACAAGGUUACUGGUAGAAAUCCUAAGACAUUAUCACUUGGUUCAUAUUCAGUGAUGGACAUCAAGGUGUAUCAUGAGCUCAGACAAGUUCGAGAUUUUAAGGAGCAAGCAAAGGCAUUAUGUAGAAAUGCUCAGUGUGAGUACAUGUGUUUGCCAGCAGCUAAGGUCACAAAGAAUGCUACUGUGUCAUGUGUUUGUGCUGAUAACCAAAAUCUUAAUAAUGACAAGAGAUCUUGUACUGCUGCACAAGUUACUCCCAAACCAGCAACCAAAGUACCUGAUACCACACAGAAACCUGGCGAAACCACACACAAACCUGAUGUUACAACAAAGACACCAAGUGAAACAAAGAAACCCAUUCAAACUACCAAAGGGGGUUACACUGUCGUACCAGGAACAUCAACUGUGUGGUAUGCUGAGGAGCACGAAGGAAACGGGUGA
Messenger RNA from Ruditapes philippinarum (Manila clam), 2641 nucleotides. RefSeq names its product very low-density lipoprotein receptor-like. Bases 83 to 2641 code for a protein of 852 amino acids. Lineage: Eukaryota; Metazoa; Mollusca; Bivalvia; Venerida; Veneridae. The record is from RefSeq and is a predicted model, not a curated record. Gene Ontology annotation, molecular function: protein binding; calcium ion binding. The transcript has 15 exons.